AUGGAACAACCGAAAACACCGCCACAUGAUAGAGAGUCAUUUCAGAGGGAGCAGCCUCAUCUGAAUAUCCUGUCACCGACCGACUCACCCCGAACCCAGCCACUUGGCUCUGAUGGCAGUUGUGAAGUCGACAGUCAAAGCUUAAACAGCCCGCUUACAGAACCGAAUCCUUCCACCGAAGAUGGCACCAUCUUCACUGAGGGCAUCACAAUCAGCACAGAACUCGCGGAUCUUUAUGCCGAGAAUAUCCUAGCCAAAGUCUAUCGGACAGCGUGCAAGUCCAUGAUUGGGGAAAGAAGAUUCCCCGAUUAUUUCCCCGAAUACGUUCCCCAAGAUGGUCCGGAUGCUGGGAGUUAUACACUGCGUGAAGCAGACUUCUGGACGUGUGGCUUCUUCCCCGGAACCUUAUACUCCUUGCUGGAAAGGGCCAUCCGUUUCCCCGCACAUCUUGGAAGCCCAAAUAUUACUUCUUCACAACAACCCAACAGUAUCAGUAUACAGACCAUUCGCCUGAAUCUCCAUGCACUGUGCGAUACCUGGUCCAGGCCGCUACACGAAAUGACUAGCCGUACAGACACCCAUGACAUAGGAUUCAUCGUUAUGCCGGCGUUGCGUCUCGAUUGGGAACUUACGGGAAAUUCACGGAGCCUAGACUCCAUCAUCCAGGCUGCAAAGAGCCUGGCGACUAGAUAUGUUCCCACCUCGGGCGCCAUCCGGAGUUGGGACUUAUUACUGAAGAAGAACCUGGAAAUCCGAGAUCAAACCGAGAAUAUGAUUCUCAUCAUUGACAGCCUGUGUAAUCUUGAUCUUCUGUAUUAUGCAGCCAGUCACAUGCCCAACGGAAAGGAACUCUACGAUAUAGCCACUUCACAUGCGCGAGUGUUGCUUCGAACGCACCUAAGAAAAGAGCCCCCCAUGUCCCUAGACAGUCUAUCAUAUAAAGGUGCUUGGUAUUCGACAUGUCAUGUGGCCAAUAUAAAUCCCCGAAAUGGAGAGCUCAAAGCACGCCUGACUCACCAAGGUUACGAUAACGAAUCCACAUGGGCCCGCGGCCAGUCGUGGGGUAUUCUAGGAUACGCCCAGACAUACAUGUCUACCAAAGAUGACGAGUUCCUCUGGGCAGCGUGCGGCUUGGCCGAGUACUUCCUCCACAGACUGAAAACGGCUCCAGAUUGCGUUCCCCAAGGCACGCGGCUGGUUCCUCUGUGGGAUUUCGAUGCUCCAAUUGAUGAUCCCUCGAACCCAUUGCGUGACUCUUCGGCUGGCGCCAUUGCUGCCAAUGGCAUGCUAGUGCUCUCGCAGGGAUUGGCGGCUGCAGGCCAGGAUAAACUCUCCAUCAGGUACCGCCGAGCAGCGGUUGAGAUUGUCCAUGAGCUCCUCGACUUUGCUCAGGGGCCUGAAAAGGCUCGCCUCGUGGGGGGAUGUACAAGUGCAAUUACGGUUGAGGAUGAAACGCCCCAGACCUUUGAUGCGAUCCUCAAGUUUGGUACAGCUAACAACAACCAAUACUCUAAGAAGCGGUAUUCCAAUCAUGGUCUGGUCUAUGGAGAUUACUAUCUGGUCGAAUUCGGUAAUCGGCUGCUGCGAAUGGGUCUCGUGUGA
Messenger RNA from Clonostachys solani, 1602 nucleotides. The record is from the annotation of a GenBank genome assembly. Lineage: Eukaryota; Fungi; Ascomycota; Sordariomycetes; Hypocreales; Bionectriaceae.